Puntigrus tetrazona (Sumatra barb) is the source of this 2013-nucleotide messenger RNA. It is a transcript of the gene vdac1, whose product is annotated as voltage-dependent anion channel 1. The coding region runs from base 473 to 1324 and encodes 283 amino acids. The transcript is spliced from 9 exons. NCBI's taxonomy places the organism in Eukaryota, Metazoa, Chordata, Actinopteri, Cypriniformes, Cyprinidae. Gene Ontology annotation, biological process: monoatomic anion transmembrane transport. Gene Ontology annotation, cellular component: mitochondrial outer membrane. Gene Ontology annotation, molecular function: voltage-gated monoatomic anion channel activity. The record is from RefSeq and is a predicted model, not a curated record.
UAUGAGAAUUUAUGAGAAGCGAUAAGGCCAAGAAAUGAACUUAUUUGAUUUGUUUAAUGAGCGUGAUUUGUUUGUUCUUUACAGUGUUUAUAGCUGCGUGUUUUAUUGGAUUUUAUUUUGAUUAAUGUAUUAAAUGGCGGUUUGCCUGUGAGAAGAACUCAUUUAAAAAUCCAGAUGUACUUUCAUCUCGAGGUGAUGCGUGAAUUAUAACAUUUCGAAAUAACGGCACCCCCCCAAAAAAACAACUAGAUUUAGACGAAAACAUUUAUAAGAAGAGGCGGGCAGAUAAAGAGAUUUUUAAAGAAAACAUCCAGAUGGAGUUUGACCCGCGGUUGAUGUGGAAUCUGCUGAGGUGAUGCUCAAGAUUGUUCUGCAGGGGCGUGGCCUCGCCUGACGCUCCUGCGCGAGUCUGGCGUCGUCCUCUGCCGCACGUCUCUCUCAUCCUCUCUGUCCUCACGACUCUACACAGACAAUGGCUGUUCCUCCGACAUACGUAGACCUGGGCAAGUCCGCCAGGGACAUCUUCACCAAAGGAUACGGUUUCGGCCUUAUCAAGUUGGACUUGAAGACGAGGUCAGAGAAUGGGUUGGAGUUCAAGAGCUCCGGCUCGGCUAACACAGAGACCAGUAAGGUCGCAGGAACGCUGGAGACCAAGUACAAGUGGGCAGAACACGGCCUGACCUUCACUGAGAAGUGGAACACCAACAACACCCUGGGCACGGAGAUCACUCUGGAGGACCAGCUGGCUAAAGGCCUGAAGCUGACGUUUGAUUCGUCCUUCUCUCCGAACACCGGCAAGAAGAGCGGGAAGAUCAAGAGCGGCUACCAGCGGGAGCACAUCAACCUGGGCUGCGACGUGGACUACGACAUCAACGGCACGGCGGUGCACGGGGCGGUGGUGGUGGGCUUCGAGGGCUGGCUGGCCGGGUACCAGAUGACCUUCGAGGCCGGGAGGAACCGGGUCACCCAGAGCAACUUCGCCGUGGGCUACAAGACCGACGAGUUCCAGCUCCACACAAACGUGAAUGAUGGCACAGAAUUCGGUGGCUCCAUUUACCAGAAAGUGAAUGAUAACCUGGAGACGGCGGUCAACCUGGCCUGGACCGCCGGCAACAGCAACACCCGCUUUGGCAUCGCAGCCAAGUAUCAGAUCGACGCCGACGCUUCCUUCUCGGCCAAAGUGAAUAACUCUAGCCUCGUGGGCCUGGGAUAUACUCAGACCUUGAAGCCUGGUAUUAAACUGACCCUCUCUGCUCUUCUGGACGGGAAGAACAUUAACGCAGGUGGCCACAAACUGGGUUUGGGUCUGGAGUUCGAGGCGUAGGAAGCCGGGGAUUCCCAUAAUCCUGACUUGAUUUUUCUUUUACUUUUCUUUCUUUUUUUUGCCCACCUCUCCUCACACACCUCGUUUCUCUUAGACCACCGGCCGAGGAAGCGCUCCGUUCUCAGUCAAGUAACGCAUUAGAGCCGCUCGACUUCUUCUUCUUCGACUUCGGCGGCGGUGUAUUCUCUAGGUCAAACCCAACGAAAGAAGCGCAUGAACGGCCGUUUUCACUAACCUCCACGUUAUUUAUUAGGGUGUUGAACGUGGCAGAAUAUUUAAUUUUUGGGGAGGCGGAGACGUUCGCGUCAGACAACACUAAAGUUAGGCCACGACAUUCCUGAUCUGCAGAGCUCGGUGGAAAGGACCUGUAUGUAACCCACGACACUCGCGUCUUUAGUUGUAGUCUUUUUCCGGUGCGUUUCGUGUUUUUCGUCUCGUCCGUGUGAGUGGAAACGCACGUGUAUCCUGUCCGUCGUUGUUUUCUCGCUGCAUACUGCCUGUACCUUUUCGGCGACGCUCUCCCUGAACUGAAAGAGAUCGGAAACGAGCUUCUGAUGCGUCGGGGAGAGCGGAAUCGGUGAAGAGCUGGAUGUAGUCUUCCGUUUCUAAAUGUGAGAUUAGAAUACUGUGGAGUUAGUAGUAUGGAUACUUUUAGUUGAAUAAAACAUUUCAACCUGGACCACACCACA